Messenger RNA from Exserohilum turcica Et28A, 624 nucleotides. RefSeq lists its product as uncharacterized. NCBI's taxonomy places the organism in Eukaryota, Fungi, Ascomycota, Dothideomycetes, Pleosporales, Pleosporaceae. The transcript is spliced from 2 exons. The record is from RefSeq and is a predicted model, not a curated record. Bases 1 to 624 code for a protein of 207 amino acids.
AUGCUGUCCUACACCGCCAUUGCCUUGGUGCUCGGUUUCACCAGCGUUUGCGCUAUCCCGACAAAACAGCCCGAGCUAGAUGACAUCCAGUGCCGCUGUCUGACCUUUUCCACGAGCGCUGCUCCCACCCACUGCAUCUACCAGGAGCUGCUCACUCUCGACUGGGACACGGCCUACUCGCUCGCCCUGGCCAACGACCUCAAGAUCCAGUUUGCCAGCGACAAGACCAUUUCCAAGGUCCUCUCCAUUCCCAGGCCCCUCCCCACCAGUGUGCUCGAAGCUGUGCAGGAAGGCGAGACGCUCCCGCUUGACCCCUCCAAGAAGCUUCGCAGUGAAAACCGUCUCAUCUGCGGCUUUGGCGACGAAGUCGAACACGUCGGCGACGGCAGGGGCUUGAAGCCCGAAAUCCACUACGUCGGCACUGUCCUCGGACUCUUCAUGCUUCUCUUCAUCAUCUAUCUCAUCGGAGAGUACAUCUGGACCACAACCCUCGCGCGCACAAGGGGCAUCCGACUAGAAGGCGACGAAAAGGCCCUGACGGCAGAAUACCAAGCUCUAUCCCCAUCAGCGUCUCCCACAAAGUCAGAGUACGGCUCCUGUACUGCGUCGUCAGACUGCCACUGA